Molecule: messenger RNA, 1994 nt
Organism: Folsomia candida
Lineage: Eukaryota; Metazoa; Arthropoda; Collembola; Entomobryomorpha; Isotomidae
Product: retinaldehyde-binding protein 1
Exons: 6
Coding region: 188-1039 (283 amino acids)
Cellular component (GO): membrane
Molecular function (GO): phosphatidylinositol bisphosphate binding
Source: RefSeq, a predicted model, not a curated record
UUUUAUUCUUCGGUUGAUGCAUCAUCAAGCAUCAACCACUUCGCUCAAUAAUUGCAGACUGAGAUACAUAGUUCUAUGCAUCACGACUAAUCACGAGAAGAAAAAAACUGAGGGCGAAUAACAAUAAUUUUCCAGCCAAACACGCAAAUAACAACCCAACUAGUCAUAUUUCUUGCCCGGUGGAGAGAUGGGUGAAAUAUUACGUGCAGAAGAUGACCAAUUCGGUCUUGGUCUUAUCGAGUUGAAAGGACGGAUAAAAGAGCACGAUCAGAUCGAACCAUUCAGUGAUAUUUUAGAUGAUAAUUUCUUAACUGGGUUUCUCCGUGGGAAGAAAGGCGACGUGGAUAAGACGGUGACUUGUCUAGAACAUUACAUAAAAAUGAGGACUGUAAAAUACAAGAAUUUUACAAAAGCUUACCGUCCAUCCUCUGUGAACAUGUUGGAUAAGGGUGUCUUUCAGAUCUUGAAGCAUCCCGAUCCGUCUGGAAGGGUUAUAUUAUUAGCGCAAAUUAAUAAUUGGUUCCCGUCCGAAGUUCCUUUCGACGAAGCGAUCGCCACCGCCCUUUUCAUAAUGGACGAAGGGAUCCGAUCCUAUUUCUCGGUGGGAAACGAAGUCGCCGGGAUUUUUGACUGUGCCGGAUUCUGUUUCGCCCAGAUGAGAACGAUGACGCCGAGAAAUAUGAUCCUCCUGCUGGACAUGUUCAUGAAAAAUAUUCCCAGUCGGCCGAAAGCAAUUCAUUUUGUUAAUCACGGGUUCUUAAUUCAUAACCUGUACCGUGUGAUAAACCCUCUUUUGGAGAAGAAAAUUAGAGAACGGGUCCACUUCCAUUCCGACGUGGACCAUUUACAUCAUCACAUUCCUGCCAAAAUUCUACCAAACUCUCUCAACGGCGAAUUAUCCUUGGAGGACGCAGUCGAUUUAAGUGUCGUUCCCGAAAUCCGCAGUAACGAUGACUUUUAUGAAAGACUAUCCAGCCAACUUGACAAUGCAACUCGUCACGGGAACAAAUCCCUAUCCUCAUCGUCACCUCGUAGAUGACUGCACUCCAAUUUUUAGCUAAUUAGUGCGUCAGGUCCCAUCUUGCAGUAAAUUAUCCUACUAAUCUAUAUUAUAAGCUGGAAAUGUUUGUCGGCAACGAAAGUGAAAGUUAUUUUCCGUGACGGAAGUGAAAGCAGGGAAAGUUAAAUUUCGAACAGCGCGAAAAUUCAAAAAUUUUAAUUUUAAACCUAAAUAUGAGAAGAUGUGGUUAUGGGGUCGUUGAUGCCUUAUGGUGGUUAUACAUGGCAGCCUAAUAGUGGUUAUCGUGUUGUGGGGGCCUGGUGAUGGUUAUGUUAGGAGUGGAUAUCUUGAGGGCUUUCUGAUGGUGGUUGUCUUGCAAGUAGUUAUCUAGUGGUUGUUAUCGGGGUGUGGCGGCCUGGUGGCGGUCAUGUUGGCAGUGGUUAUCUGAUUUUGGUUAUCUUGGGGGCUUUCUGAUGAUGGUUAUCUGGUGGUGGUUAUCAGGGUGUGGCUGUCUCACGGUGGUCAUCUGGGAGUAGUUAUUUGAUGGAUUGUCGUUUGGGUGUGGUUGCCAAUGCAGAUCAUUGCCAAUGGCGGACUACGCUGGUAAAGCUGGCAGAGCCAAGUGGGUGCCAAACAAACUGCCAGUGGCACUGCCAUUGCCAAUGGCAGACUAGGCUGGUAAAGAUGGCAGAGCCAAGUGGGUGUCAGACAAACUGCCAGUGGCACUGUCAUUGGCUCUGGCAGAGAUGACUGAGCCAAAUGGGUGACAUUUAAUUUCCCACUUUAACUUUCGUUGCAAAUUACUUUCACUUCCGUGGGCGUCAAAUUGUUUUUUAAACAAAUAUCUACAACAAAUUUAAAUCGUGAAAUUUUGAUAAUCUAAUCAUCUCUCGCCCGGCGGGAGACGGGCUUAUACGCUAGUUAUGUAUAUGUGUAAAUAAAUACUAUGUAACCGGUGAACAAUUCACCAAUAAAUUUAUUAGCGACAACGCAA